AUGCCUUCAUUUUCCAAGAAGUUUUCUGAGGCCAUUCAAAAGAAAAAACACUAUGGCAGGGUGGGCUCUGAAUCUCCGUUCAAUUCUAGGAAUCAGUUAAAUGAAGAAGAUUUGAAAGAAAAUGAUGAAAUACACCAUGUUUCCGAUGAAGAAGAGCUCGUAUCGAGUAGUACUCGCCCUGUAAAUACGAACAAUCAUCGAGCUUUGGAAACACAAUACAGUCCAGCAGUAGAUGGACUAGGUAUACGAAUGUAUGCAUCCCGAAAUGCGGAAAUGGAUAUUGAAGGAGCUCGCAUGAUAGACGAUGCUUCAACACUCAUUGUUGAAUCACCCAAUGAUUUGGGACGUGGAUUUAUUACAAAAGAGUCGUUUUUGCAUACAUCUAUUUCGUCUUCUCGUCAAGUACAUUCUGCAUAUAAUAUGAAAAGCGCGGGCCAAUCCUCGUUCAAGCAAGAAAACCACAAAUCAUUAUCUUCGAAUCAGCUUACGAAAUCUAAUUCUGUAAAUAAUAUUAGCCAGUCUUCGUCGAUAACCUCACUAGCUGGCAUUCUUCCUACUGGAUACACUAUUAAGAAAAAACAAAGUUUUAGACUUUUUCCUUCCAUUACUUUAGGUCGCAGUGAGGAAAACGAUCUUGAAAACAGCGGAAGUGUGUUUUUUGAUUUGGAAAAACCAAAAAAAUCCGAUGAAAAAGACAAAAAGAAACUCAAGAAGAAAAUUUUUGUUUGCAUGUACAGAUCCUCCAUUUUACUCAUUUCUUUCUUUCUGUUAUCAAUUUUUGUAUUUUUUACUGUUUCAGCUGUUAAUUCUGCGGACGAUGAUGGAUAUUACACAAAUGGAAGUCCCACAACGUUGCUAUGGAUAUCGGGACUUGCCAUGCUACUGACACUUUGCAUGAUUUUUGAGCUAGUUGCAAAUGUUGCCAUGGUGAAUGUAUUUAGAAACUGUUUAAAACUACGGAAACCCUCUGAUAUUUUUCAUUAUGAUUCCUAUUUUGCAACUUUAGUGUAUAGAUGUGCAGUUUUUUUGCUCUUCUUCUCACUAUGUUCUAUCAAUUGGAUAUGUUAUUCAUUAUUUUUUGAAAAUAGGGAUCACUUAGCAGGCUGGGUUUCUCUGUACCUUAUGAUUCCCUUGUUUGGAUUUUUAAUUAUUUCUUAUAAGCAGUACUCCACUUUGAGGAGUGACAUUGUUGAUUUUGAGCAUCACGAGGAGCACUUAUUCACAGGCAGAAAUGUGUUGUGUUGCCUUUCUGGAUUUAUUUUAAAAUUUAUUGCUUUCAUUAGUUUUGUUUCAAUAGGAACUAUUAUGAUCCUGUUUACCAUUCAAUCUAUUGCUCUCAUUGAUGACAUGAUGCCAGAACCAGGAAAGAAAUGGGCCAUUACCUUAAAUCAUCAUACUUACAAAGUCCAUAUGUAUUGUGAGGGCAAUGAAAAAACAUCUAACGUGGUAUUGAUUGAUGCUGACAUUGGCAUUGCUUCUCCAUACGAAUAUAUGAAAAAAUUAGUGUCAACACUUGCUUUGAGCGGAUUGCGAGCUUGCGUCAUUGAAAGAGCUGGUUAUGGAUUUUCAGACACUGGACCUUUACCUCGAGAUAUCAACAAUACUGUCAUUGAAGUGGUGAAUGCAGUGUAUGAAUCAAGAAUGCGAGUUCCUUUUCUUUAUAUUGCUCACUCUGCAGCUUCGUUUACUGCUCGAAAAUUAGCAGCAGAGCAUCCCGAACUUUUAUCCGGAAUGCUAUUACUUCAUCCAGCACAUGAAGAUUUGGAGAAGGUCAUGUUGAGACAAGUCAAGAAUUUAACUGAUGCUGAAAUUUUAAAAAGAAAGAGAGACAGAGAUUACAUUGAUGACACCAUUCGAUAUUUAACACCAAUUGCUCUACCAAGACUUUUCAAAUAUUUUCAUGUCGAGUUUUUACUAGAAUACGAGGACCCUUACGAGCUGUAUUAUAUGAACGGGUGGAAAAAUUAUUUCUUUUCCUUACUGAACAUUACAGAGCAGAAUUCAAUCAAUCGAAGAAUUAUUUUCCAAAACAAGUACGCUGGAUGUGUUUGGAGUGAACUGAACCAUUUUCUGACAGACUCUGCAGAUGUUGUGAGAAAUAUGAGGCCCAGUAAUGGAACAACCACCAUUCCUGUUGUGAUUCUCACCGCAGGAAAUCUUCUCUAUGGGGAUUGUGUCUCCAAUCACUACCAAGAAGACAGCCUAAUGUGUGUACAUUUUCACAAGUGGAGAGAGGGAAGGCAACAAGCACUUCUCAAAUUGCAUGAAGAUUUGGCGCAACUAUACAAGGCUGAAUGGUACAUCAUCGAAACGUCAUACGACAUUCCAAUAGACUCUCCUGAAAUUGUCACAAAUUAUGCCAAACGCUUGUUACGGAUGUCAUAA
This is a messenger RNA of Naegleria lovaniensis, 2385 nucleotides long. RefSeq lists its product as uncharacterized. Bases 1 to 2385 code for a protein of 794 amino acids. The transcript is spliced from 2 exons. Lineage: Eukaryota; Heterolobosea; Eutetramitea; Acrasida; Naegleriidae. The record is from RefSeq and is a predicted model, not a curated record.